CCAUAACUAUUUAAAUUUCGCGCCAGGAAUUCUUUCAAGUCUCGUGUAAACUCACGUUUAGUUUCAAAUCGCGGGAGAAUUACUAAAUCUGAAAAUUCAAACAUGUGAAAUUUCUGUGUUUAUUGCCUAUACAUGCUGUAGUAAACGUUAAUAAUACAUCAUAAUUGAUUGCAUUCAAGGUUUAUAACCAACAUAGAACGUGUUACUCAAUAAGUGUGAAGAUGACUGAACGUGAUGUUGAGAUGGAAGAAAAUGAAGAUGGAGACAUAAGUGGGGAAAGUGAUGCAGGAAGUGAACCAAAUGACAUGUCUGAAGAUGACAAUGACUCUGGAGAAGAUGACGAUGACAAACAUUCGCUAAAGAUACAAGAACUUGAAGCACAAAUUACCUCCAACCCAUAUAUGUAUGACCCACACGUGGAGCUCAUUUCAUUGCUCAGAGCUGAAGGGGAACUUACAAAGUUACGUGAGGCCCGUGAGAGAAUGAGUAAUAUAUUUCCAUUGACAGAAAAGCUGUGGCUAGAAUGGUUAAAGGAUGAGGUACCCCUUGCAGCUGACAGCCCAAGUGAAAGGAUAAGAAUUAAUGGAUUGUUUGACAGAGCUGUGAAUGACUAUAUGUCUGUUUCCGUGUGGCUCGAGUACGUUCAAUACUCAAUAGGUGGCCUUGCAAGCGAGGAUGGUCUAGCAAACACACGUCAAGUGUUUGAACGGGCAUUGGUAGCCGUAGGCCUGCACGUCUCAAAGGGUGCCCAUAUAUGGGAAGCAUAUCGGGAAUUUGAACUCGCAAUUCUUGCAGGUUUACAGCCUGCCCCGGGAUCAACAGCAACAACAGAGCAGCAAGAGAAACUGGAUGACCAGGUGAAGAAGAUUUCCACCUUGUUCAGGAGGCAGCUGGCAGUUCCUUUGAUAGAUAUGGAAGCCACUUGGACUGAAUAUGUAGAUUUUGUGGAUGAGGUGGAUAGCUAUGUGGAACAGACCUAUAAGAAAGCCCUGGCUAGACUCCAGAAACUCAUGCCCUUUGAAGAUAGUUUGGACCUGGCAAGCUCUCCAAGUUUGGAGGAUUUCCAGAAGUAUAUCGAGUUUGAGAGUAAAGAUGGUGAACCUGCAAGAAUACAGUGCAUCUAUGAGAGAACGAUAACAGUACAUUGUCUCAUACCAGAACUAUGGCUUCAGUAUCUCAACUACCUGGACAGUAAGCUGAAGAUCCCUACAGUGAUAUUCUCAGUGUAUGAACGGGCAUCUAGAAACUGUCCCUGGUCUGUUGGUAUAUGGCAGGGUUACUUGAGGGCAGCAGAAAGACACACUCAACCUGAAGAUAAGACCAAAGAGAUAUUUGACAAGGGUCUACAAGGAGGGUUUGCAGAAAGUGGUGAUUAUCUUCAGUUAUGGCAUUCCUACAUUGACUAUAUUAGAAGAACUGUCAAUUGGGAGGAAGAUCACACUGAGAGCCUAGAGAAACUAAGGACCACAUUUGACCAAGCAAUUGAGUACAUGCAGAAUGCGUAUGGAGUAGAGGGAGACCCAGAGUGUUCGCUUCAUAAAUACAGGGCUUGGGUGGAGGCCAAAUACUGCAACAAUAUGGAGAAAUGCCGUCAGCUCUGGAAUGAUAUCAUGGUUCUUGGACAUGGGGCAGAAGCCAAUAUGUGGAUAGAAUUCUUCAAUAUUGAAAGGACAUUUGGUGAUCCAAAACACUGCAGAAAGGUCUUACAACGUGGUAUUAACUCUGCCAAUGACUUCCCAGAUCUGGUUUGUGAGGCGUACAUCAAGUAUGAAAGGGAAGAGGGGACUCUGGAGCAGUUUGACCUGGCAACCCAAAAGUGUCAUGCUCAGUUGGAGAGAAUUAAAGAAAGGAGACUCAAAGCUGCAGAAAAAGAGGAACUAGGCAAAGAACACAAAAAACAACCCAAGCAAAAACAAACAAAACAAGCCAAGCAACAACAACACCAAAACAAGCAACAGAAGUUCCAGAAACAAGAUACAAAGGAGAAAUACCAGAAAAGCGCAACUCAAGAAAAGCAAGGAAUGAAAAGGAAGUAUGAGGACCAAUCCACCAAUGAGGCAUCAAGUAAAGAGACUGGCGAUGGUUUCCAGGCCUCCAAAGCUCCUGUUUCUAAAUCCCCACCCCCAGGCUUCAAAGCACCAGCGCCCCCAGGUUUCAAAGCUCCUGCCAGUAAAGCCCCACCCCCAGGAUAUAAAGGACCCCCUCCUCCGGGAUUUAAGGGACCGCCUCCCCCUGGAUUUAAAGGUCCACCCCCUCCAGGUUACAAAGGGGAUGAACCAGCUGCCAAAAAGCUUAAAGAAGAUACUCACGAAAGCAGUUCUACCAAAGCUGAGGAUCCUGGGAAAAACAAUGCUGCCCAUGACCCUAGCGACCACAACAAAGAUCUGACAGUCUUCGUUAGCAACCUUGGUUAUGACAUCACAGUUGAUAAGAUACGGGAAAAAUUUACGCAAGUCGGUGAUCUCAGUGAUAUAAGACUGGUGAAAGACUACAAGGGGCGCUCUAAAGGCUUUUGCUAUGUAGAGUUCAAACAAUUUGCAUCUGUAGCUGAAGCGUUGAAGCUGGAUCGGCAACCCAUAGAUGGAAGACCAAUGUUUGUAUCUCCAUUCCAGAAAGAUAAUAGAAAUAAACUCAAGUUUGACACAGGACUUGAGAGGAACAAGCUAUUUGUGAAAAAUCUGCCAAACACUACAACUAAAGAAGCAUUAGAGAAUAUAUUUAAACAGCAUGGUAUACUUAAGGAGGUGCGGCUUGUGACGUAUAGGAAUGGGGCCUCUAAAGGCAUGGCAUACAUAGAGUACGAGGACCAGGCUGAUGCUAGUACAGCUAUGUUAAAGACAGAUGGUCUAGAAAUUGGUGAUAAAACAAUAUCAGUUGCCAUUAGCAACCCGCCACCCAGAAAAAUGCCAAUGAAAGAUCGAACAUUUGCGCCAUCUUUAGGAGGAGGAAAGAAACAAAUGGAAGAUCGUAAGGCGAGAACUCAAGUGUCAUUUAUGCCUCGAUCAGUUCAUAAGCCAUCAUCAACUGUGACAUCAAAAUCAUCUAGUGUAACAUCACAAUCAUCCAGUGUGACAUCAUCAUCCACAUUAGACAGUACAGAACAGAAACCCCAGGCUACCGCAGGAAUGAGCAAUGCAGAUUUCAGAAAUUUACUUUUGAAGAAAUGA
Molecule: messenger RNA, 3167 nt
Organism: Owenia fusiformis
Lineage: Eukaryota; Metazoa; Annelida; Polychaeta; Sabellida; Oweniidae
Source: the annotation of a GenBank genome assembly